Aplysia californica (California sea hare) is the source of this 5013-nucleotide messenger RNA. Its product is annotated as serine/threonine-protein kinase Nek1. The record is from RefSeq and is a predicted model, not a curated record. Gene Ontology annotation, biological process: protein phosphorylation. NCBI's taxonomy places the organism in Eukaryota, Metazoa, Mollusca, Gastropoda, Aplysiida, Aplysiidae. Gene Ontology annotation, molecular function: ATP binding; protein kinase activity.
UUAAUUUUACCUCCGCUGAUCUCUUUUCAAGAUGGCGGCCACAUACCCAAACAAUCAGCAUGUUAUCAUCCUGAGAUGAGAUGACGUUUGAAGCGUGAGACAGAAUCUUCCGUCAGACAGCACAAUGAACAAGUACAACAGAGUCCGGCAGAUUGGGGAGGGUGCGUUUGGGAAAGCCGUUCUGGUCAAACGGAAGGACACAUCGAAACAAUGUGUCAUCAAAGAGAUCAAUAUAACCAAGAUGAGUCCAAAAGAGCGGGAUGAAGCGAGGAAGGAAGUGGCUGUGUUGGCCCAGCUCAAGCACCCAAAUAUCGUGUGUUAUAUCGAGUCUUUUGAAGAAAAAGGAAGUUUAUACAUUGUGAUGAAUUUUUGCUCAGCAGGAGACCUUUAUGGCAAGAUCAACGACCAGAGGGGACGCUUGUUCUCAGAAGAUCAGAUCCUGGACUGGUUCGUCCAGUUGUGCCUUGCGGUGAAACACAUCCAUGACCGGAAGAUUCUGCACAGGGACAUCAAGUCUCAGAACAUCUUCCUCACACAAAACGGUACUGUGCAACUGGGAGAUUUCGGAAUAGCCAAAGUUCUGAACAACACUAUGCAGCUGGCCCACACCUGUAUAGGAACGCCGUACUACCUGUCUCCAGAGAUUGUGGAGAACAUGCCGUACAACAACAAAAGUGAUAUCUGGUCAAUGGGAUGUGUCCUUUAUGAGCUCACGACACUGAAACAUGCGUUUGAAGCUGGCAACAUGAAGAACCUGGUGCUGAAAAUUAUCAGAGGAAGCUACCCUCCAAUUUCCCCACAGUUCAGCUAUGACCUGCGGGGACUGGUUGCUCAACUCUUUAAAAGACAUCCCAGGGACAGACCAACUGUAAAUAACAUUCUGAGGAAGAAUUUCAUCAUGCAAAGAGUGAGAAGACUUUUGUCUGCUCAGGAUCUGGCAGAUGAGUUCAGCCACACGGUGAUGCACGGGCACAAGAUUGCCAAGGCCUUACCCCCAGCCCCCAAGCCAUCCGCUGAUCCCUCCAAAAAAGCCGGCCCCAGCCCCCGACCUGGGUCAGCAAACAGGAAGUACGACCCGGCGGCUGUCUACGGGGCAUCAGUGAGUGCCUCACGCAACAGACUGUCUGGCGACCAGAAGAAACGACCCAGCACCCCAGGUCGACAAGGGCCGCCCGUCCCAGGACAAGCUGAUUGGGAGAAGAAGCAGAAGGACCGGAAAGAGACGGAGCAGAGAAGAAGGGCAGAAAUGAGGAGACGGGAACAAGAAAUGAAUGAAAGGAGGCAUAAAGAUCUCAUAGAAAAACAGAAGGUCGCUAGAAUAAACAAAGCAAGAGAAGACGGCUGGAGGAAUCUUGUUGAUCAGGCAAGAGUGGAUGAGAAUCGAGCGGCCAAUGAGAUGAGACCCAAAUCUCCCCGACCUUUACCUGUGCCAAGGCCUAAUGAAAGAGAUCAGAGAGACCGAGGCAAUUACGAGGCGUACAACGAAUUUAUCGGAAAACUUCAGCGUGAUCGGCAGACUCCGUCCCCCGUGCAACCCCCCCAAGCUCGUAAUGCGAACCAUGUGGACGUUGUGCACAUGGCAGCCCCGCGCCCCCUCCCAGCAGGCCCCGCCCCUCAGAUGCGUCCAACACCCGGCCCGCCACCAUUCAUGGGCCCCAUGGGGGUCCCUGCUGCUCUGGACCAGGCCGGCAGAGACAGGCUCAGACGAAAAAGAUAUACGAAACGGGCUCGGCAAAAAGGCGCUCAGGCGGCAGAGAGGGCGAGAGUGGUGGAGGAUUACAUCCAGAGACAAAAGGAGGCGGCGCUCAACAAGAUGAGGCAGCAGAGGGAUCUGUUUGGGAGACCCGGGUCAGGAAUGAGGACUCCAGUGCCGGCCCCCAACAGAGGUCCUAGUCCUAAGCCUGGACCAGGGAGAGGGGGAGGAGGGGACGGAGGGGGUGGGGGAGGAGCUUGGGCAGGAGGAGGAGGAGGAGGAAACCGUGGAGGGAGAGGAGGUGGCGGAGGCGCCAUGGUUGUGAGAAACAUUGAGGAACAGGAAUAUCUGGAGAAGCUGCGACAAAUCCGAAUGCAGAAUAUGAAGGACAGAAGAGGUGUGAAAGGCGUUCCCGCCGCGGAGAGCCCAGAUCAUGGGAAGGAAGCAGAAGAAAGAAAAAGAAAGGUGGAAGCUUUGAAGGCCCAAGCUGAGCAGUGGGCGGAGCUGAAGAAACAGGACCUGGAGAGACAGAGGAGGGAGCUGUUCCAGAGGGGUGCAGUGCCUUCCCCGUCCCCCGCAGUCCCCAUCACAGGAGCCCUGCACGCAAUCGGGGCAGGCCAGAAAGCCCAACAGCAGCCGGUGUUGAAAGACGGAGACGACAAGCCCCCCGUGCCCCUGACAAACGCCAUGGAGGCUGUGAGAGCAAGUGUGCCGUCAGCCAACUCAGAGAGGCCAAAGACUGCGGAGCAGAAAAAGAAGGACAGUAUUUUGAAGAAAUUGAAUGACAGGACCCCGUCGCGAGGUAAGUGGCGUGAGUCCCCGGCCUCCCCAGUGGUGGCCACCGAGCAGGAGGAAAGCCGAGCCAAGUGGGGCGCGCCGGUCCCAGGGACGGCCAACCUGGCAACUCUGCCGGACCCAGACGACGGGGCGGAGACCUCAAGGUCACAGUGGGGUGAUGGGAAGAAUCUGCGUCUGAGCAAAGUGCCACUGGAGCUGACAGCGUCUCAGAUGGAAGACACGGGCUCGCCCACAAACACUGCGGUGCCCCCGGUGGGCGUAGGUGCCACCAUCACCAUGUCCCAGAAGCCCCCGGCCCAGGGCGGCACCGUCACUUUCGGUACAUCAGUAGCCACCGCCGGCAAGCAGAAGGCACCGAGACCCCUCCCACUGCCCCCAGAGAGAAGUGGUACAAUCGUCAUCUCACGCGACACAGUGGGCGGCAACCUCCCAUACACGAUCCCGACUGUUACCUCCCCUGGCGGGCAAGAGGAAGAACUCCCGUCCUCCUUACACUUUCAAGUGCCUCCUGACGGCGAACCUCUGAAAACGCCAACAGCCACAAACGACCCCCUCAACCAAUCACAAGCAGCGAUCGGUGAAGUAGAACUCCCUUCCUCAAUACGAUUUUUCGGAAACGAGCAAGAGCAAAAUAGUCAGGCGACCAGCUCAAAUAACCCAAGCGGCGUUCCGGCUGACAAAUUGUCAGCCAGUGAAUCACACUCUAGCGACGCGGGUGACAAAUUGUCAGCCAAUGAAUCGCCCUCUAGUGAGGCGGGUGACAAAUUGUCAGCCCAUGAGGCGGAGUACAACAGAGACCGCAGGCUGGAGACCCUGAUGGAGGUGUCGGAGAGCCAGUCGUUGUCCGAGGCUGAGCAGCAGAGUGUUCAGAGCCAGUUCAAAGCUUACCUGACUCACAUGAAGUCUCAGAAAGAUUCCACACACAACACCAUUGAGGAAAAAAGUGGAGAGUUUGGAAAACAAACGUUGAAAAGCCAAACCCUCAGCUUGAAAUCCUCUGGGAAGUUGAAAGUCACAGGGGGAGACGACAGGGAUGGAGCCAGAAGUGUGCAGAUGAAUUUGACCACCGGUCAGUUUGACAUGAAGAACACAUCGUUACUGAGGACGUGCUCUGAGCCAGAUCUUGCCAACUUGUUCCGUACAAUGGCCGCCGAGCCUGAGUCUGAGGCCAACUCCGCUGAGCCGCUCCCGAUGUCGGUCACGCCAUCCACGAUACGACGACAUCACAGCCUGGACCUGAGCGCUGUCGAUGAAGAGACAAUUUUGGACACCGGUGGCAAUGCUGAUGAUGAUGAAUUUGCUGAAGAGGAUCUGGAGAUAUUUGAAGACAAUGAUGACGAUGAUGACAAUGAGGAGGACGAUGAUGGCGAUGAGGACGACGAUGAUGUGCGCAGCAUGAUGGAAACCAUGCAGAGUCUGCUAGACGAGGACGAAGAUGAAGAUAAGGAAAAGACCGUGAAGGCAAAACCUCAGACUGACACAGUCGACGGGAAGAAGAAGAAGAAACCGUCAACGAUCAAACGAGCUCCGAAGGAUGUGAAAGGACAGAAGACGAGUACGGGGGAGAAAGACGGAAAUGACAGUGGGGACGUUUCACCGACCACGGGAGAUGGAGAGAACGACGGUGAGGAGGAUGUUGCCGAUGAUGGUGAUGACGAGUAUGAUGACGAUGUUGAUGACGAGGCGGAGCAGGAGAAGAUGGAGUUGGCAGCUGCUCUGGAGUUGGAGGGAGGUGAGGACAGCGACGAUGAGACCACGUUUGGAGACGACGGGGAGGAAGACUACGACAGGUUCGGCCGGCUGGAGCAGUGCAGAAUGGAGCUGGAGGAACAGCUGGGCAUUGAGAAACUGGUGGAGGUCUAUCAGGCUAUACAGAGCCUUCAGGAGGACGAUGAUGCGAGCAUGGAAAAAGGGACCAAAAUAGCGCUGGAGAUGCUGGGCCCGGCCAAUGAGCAUCUGUUCGCCAAGAUCUUCCAGCUGGUCAUGUCGGACACGGCCUUCACUGAUGAAAAUUGAUACGCGUUUUAGUCCAAGUUUUGAUCCACAUUUAUGAUGGGUAUACAUGAGGUACAGCCAGAUGAACCUGCACGUGUCACCCCACUGUCCGUGAGGUGGACGCGUUGUUUUUCUGGAUGUGUUGACCAUCACAGACUGACCAGUGAUAUUGGCCUUUUGAGACUGACCAGUGAUACUGACCAUCGGAGACUGCCCUUACCUCACAGACUCCGGUCUUUUGUCACGAGAUAUUGCCAUUCACCCAUAUGUUCCAUCUAGAUCCAUAUGUUCCAACUGCGUCUAUAAAUAGUUUGCUUGAAUUUCAAUCAGAAUGGGACUUUCUUAUAAUUUAAAGACAUUUAUAUGAACGUCACUUUAUAAAUGUUUUAAAUGCUUUUAUUUAAAAACUGUAAUUUAUCACUUUAUAUGAAUACAAGUGUAAAAUCUACUAGUUCUGAUUUACAGUAGGUACCAGAAACUAAAUUUUCAAAGUAGAUGUAUGCCAAAUUUAUCUGUUCCAUAUGAAA